AUGGCAGCGAAAUCCGAUGGUCGCGGGGUCGUCACGGGUUUCGCCCAGCUGCACAACCUGGACGAGGUGGUGGGGACGGGGGAGGACGACGCGCGGAACGGCAGCUCAUUCCAUAUCUGCCACUGCUGCAACACCUCGUCGUGCUACUGGGGCUGCCGGAGCGCAUGCCUGCAUUACCUCCGGAGGAAAGGGAAGGAGAGGGAUGCAGCGCGACCACCGCAGGAGGAGCGCCUCUGGCUGGACUGCCUGUGGAUCGUCCUGGCGCUUCUGGUCUUCUUCUGGGACGUGGGGACAGAUUUGUGGCUGGCUGUCGACUACUACCACAACCAGAACUUCUUGUGGUCAAGCCUGACCUUAUUCUUUGUGCUGGUUCCAUCGGUUUUGGUCCAGAUCUUGAGCUUCAGGUGGUUCGUGCAGGAUUACACUGGGGGAGGACUGGGCUCCGUAGAGGGGCUGAGCAGUAGCAGAGCAGUAGCCACUUUUCAAAGGGACAGAUGCUGUCGCCUCUCUGUCUGGGUCUGGCAGACCAUCGUGCACAUCUUUCAGAUGGGACAGGUGUGGAGGUACAUUAGAACCAUGUAUCUUGGUAUACAAAGUCACCGGCAAAAGGAGAACCAGCGGCGUUUUUACUGGGCGAUGAUGUACGAGUAUGCUGAUGUCAACAUGCUGCGACUGCUGGAGACCUUCUUAGAAAGCGCUCCUCAGCUGGUGCUGCAGCUCUGCAUCAUGAUCCAGAGCAACAAGGUUGAAAGGCUGCAGUGCCUUUCUGCUUUGUCCUCCCUAUUGUCCCUGGCCUGGGUGCUAGCGUCUUACCACAAGCUCCUGCGUGAUUCGCGUGACGACAAGAAGAGUAUGAGUUACCGAGGUGCCCUGUUGCACCUCUUCUGGCGCCUUUUUACCAUCUCUUCACGGGUGCUCUCCUUUGCCCUUUUUGCCUCAGUUUUUCACAUCUACUUCGGCAUUUUCGUGGUGCUUCAUUGGUGUGCCAUGGCUUUCUGGGUCAUCCAUGGCGGCACUGACUUCUGUAUGUCCAAAUGGGAGGAGGUACUGUUCAACAUGGUGGUUGGCGUGGUCUAUGUCUUCUGCUGGUUCAAUGUACGCGAGGGACGGACGCGGUACAGAAUGGUGACCUAUUACACAGUUGUACUGUUGGAGAAUGCCCUCCUCACCUCACUUUGGUAUGCGUACCGCGACCCAGCCACCACUGACGCCUAUGCCUCUUUUGCCCUCUGUGGCGUCUUCCUGUGCUUUGCCUCUGGUGUGGCCUGCAUGGUUAUCUACUACGGCGUCCUGCACCCCAUGGGUCCCCGGCUGAGGGUGCUGGCCAGUUCCUGCUGUGCUGAGCUGCUAUGGGGCCUUCCGUUGCCACCUGAGGCCGAGCCCAUGGCUCCUACACCUGGGCCUCGUGGUUCCCAGGCUACUCCUACACGGGGUUUGGUGGGGGAGCACAUGGAAUCAGACGAAACAGCCACAGACACCUGCCUUCCAGUUUUCCAAGUGAGGUCCACAGAGCCUGUGGAUGCAGCUGGUAGACCCAUCCAUCCUGAGGGUCCUCUUAUCAAAAUAGACAUGCCUAGAAAACGCUACCCCGCCUGGGAUGCACACUUCGUGGAUCGGCGCCUACGCAGGACCAUAAAUGUGCUACAGUAUAUUAGCCCAAAUGCAGUGGGCAUCAGGUAUAGGGACGGCCCACUUCUUUAUGAACUUCUACAGUAUGAAUCCUCGCUCUGAAGACUUCUAGCGUUCUAUCACUAUGUUUCCUUUUAUUCCUAUACCCUCUUUUCCCUUCUUUAGACAGUAUACUUCCACCCUCCAGUGAGUUUUUCUUCUCUCUGCUCUAUGAUCAGAAAAUUAUCCAACAGAAGAUGUGGUUUGAAUAUCUGUGAGGACAUCCUACACACACUGUCAGUUUAUUUUUGGAAAAAAGAAAACAUGUGACACAACUAGAAAAACUGCAAACCAACAGUAUCUAAUGUGAUAUAUACAUAUGUUUCUUAUAAACUCCUCUACGCGGACAGAGGAGUCUUUUAUAUGAGUGUGUAGAUAAAAAAUGAAUGUUUCAUUAUGAAAUGUGUUGAUGCAUUAUACUGUAUUGGUGAUUUAACCUGUGAAUAAUUGUGAAGGGCAUACUGUAUGUCCCUGUGACAAGGGGACUGGCACAAAGCCUGAUGGGAAUGAUGGAGGAGAGUCACAGUGGGGUCAGGAGUGAAAUUUUACUGCCAUUCUUUCUGCAAAUAACUUAAACAAAUGACAGUGUUUACAAAGUCUCAACCCCAAGAAUAAUGAUAAAAGUGAAGCAGUUAUUGAAAAUUACAACAUGAAACAAAACCAGAAAUGUUCAACAUACAUUGAAUUUGAUUUCUGCACACUUGCAUGGCUCAUUACCAUGCUGCUUGUACUAUUUCUGCCAAAGAAAAUAAUCUAAUCUGCAUGGUAAAAAAGCACACUGACCUUCAAUCUGCUAAAAUAAUUUUUUACAGUGCAGUGUCCUCUAGUGGGAGGUUGCAGUUGUUGCAUGUGUUACACAGGAUUAUUAUCACACAAUAUCUGAAAGACUUGGGGAAUAGUGCUUUUUUUAAUUGAUAAGAAAAGAAAUUACUGUUACAACAUUCCAUAGACCGAAAAAGUUGUUUUUUUCUGUUGUUUUUAUAAGAAAACUGGAAGGGCACACACUAAAGCUCAAAGACAACCUUCUAGGUUUCCUCCACCAUUCCCUUUUGAAUCCUAUAAAUUAACCCUUGUAAAAUGUUUUUUUUUUCUUUUUUGUUCCGCAAAAAAAACCCUCUAGGUUAAUUAAAAGCAUAUGCUUACUAGAUAAAAAUGCUAGUAAAAAGUUGUAGGACAAGCGAUGGAGAGUUUGAGAUAUUUCUAUGAUCCUAUACUCUUGUGUGUAUUUGUGUCCGUAUUUAUAGUUACUGACAUAACUAUAUUUUACCAGAACACAAACUUUUUUACAUAAGAAGCUACCGCAAUGUUUAAAGGUGUAGUCCUUAACAUCCGUAUGGCCUCAAAGAGGCUACACUGGUGUGUGGAUCUAUAGGGCCACUGCUCUGACACCUGCCGAGCAGCUGAAACAAAGCCAAAUCCUAUGUAACAGUACUGUCUGCUUCAUUUAUCCCGCCCAAUGUCCUAGCUGAAUGAGUUUGUGCAACAAAAAAAAGAGUGCUAUAUUCAGGCUGGUUAUAAAUUCACAUGAGUUGCUCAGCAGGACUCCAACACUGACAAACACAAGAUGAUCACUGUAUCUUGUGCACGCCUUCUAAAUCAGAGGAGCUUCAUUAUAAUUUCCAGAGAGGGCUAGUGAACAAUUCAUGAGAAAAUUGUAUAUUAUCUGUUUUUUUGUUUUUUUCUUGUGUAGUGUUUGGGAUCAUUUUACUAUGAAGUACAUAAAUGCACCCAACAUGGGAAGAACAAGAGCCUUUUACAUUACAGAGAUGACUUUUUUCUGACUUAUUGGCUUUCUGCUUAGCUGUGGCUUCAUGUGCCUGCGAACACCGUACUGUAAAAUGCAGAAUUCCUGUAAGUCAGGUUGAAGGUGAAAGAGGGUUUUUUGCCAAGGAUGGAUAAGACGUGACCGGGGGGACUGACUCAUCGGUGUUGUGAUUGGAUGUGAAGUAGCGGUUUCUUAAGAAAAAUGCACUGUUUUGGUUGUGUACCGGAGUGUCCUCAGCCCUCGUCUUUCGUUUGACUCCAUCCUUUGGUUGCUGCUCUGUCCUCUUUCUAAUCUCUGGUGCUCUGGGCCUUGCCGCACUCCCACUGUCUAGUAAUAGAACAGCAGGGUUGAGGCUGAACAAACAAAAGAUCCUGACAUGAGAACAUGCAAUGAGUUACACUGCCAAAACCAAAAGCUUUCAGCAUCCAGGGUCUGUCAAUUCUCAACUUAAACCUCAGCCCUGAGUAAUUGAAACCUGUUUGGUCAGUUGGGACAAACACACACAAACACUAUCACUACAUUUAUAUAUGCAAACAAUCAGUUUGCUCAUUGUUUAUUAUAGUAGACAGCAGUUCCUCUCUUUUACAGCGAAUAAACAGCCAUGUUAAUAGUUUGUUGAUAGAAGAAAAUGAUGAUUAAACGUUAACUAUUGAAAAAAAUGUAACAGCCAAUGCAGGGGUUCCACAGAAAACUGCUAAACCAGCUGACUCAGGGGUGACUCAGUGCAGUUCUCAUCCCCAGGCAAGUUCUUAAGAGUCUCCAUUCUUUCCCCUCACAAACUAAAUCCUCUCCUCAUCUGCGAUAUUGCCACAAAAUGCAGGUUAGUACAUUUGACUUGUCUAGGAAUUGACGUUGGGGUCUAGUUUGGUGGUAUUUGGCUGUUCAGCGUGCAGUGCAUCCCGUCUAAAGACCACUCAAGCUUUCCACACAUGUACAGAUCAGGUUCAAAUACACUGUGAUUCUUCUCUUCUCUUUAGCGUUUGUUUGUAAACGGGACAACAAUACUCCACAGACCCAUAAUCCAGUGGACUGCUUCAGUGGUUUUUAAGUGCAAAAAACGAAUGAGAUUAAAAUGUUUAUAGGACAUACAACGUUUUACAUGCAAUUUUAUGUAUGCUACAACUACAAUUAUGCCACAUUUUGUAUCUAAGUCAGAUGCGCCACACCGUAUCAACCACAACACAACAAGAGCAAAUGUCGUCACUUCUGUCCUUGUUGUGCCUUGUUACUUUGGGUGCUUUUAUCAAGCCAUGGCAGCCACAUCCACAAACAACUAUGGCGGUUUGUUUUUUUACGUUUUUUCCCCCACGCCAACUCUGACUUAACAAAACCAAACAAAAAGGAAUUCCCAAAUCAGAUUCUCAGUUCAUUCACCACACACUCUGUUUGUUUUUGCUUUUAAUCCCACAGCUACUUCCAAGAUGUCGUUUCAGGACUGUUUCUAGUAAACUUCCCAGUGUUUAAGCUUUGUUAUAAUCACAGAUAGUUGGGCAAUCCCUUUUUUUAAUGUGUUGUUGAGUUUAUGAGGUUUGAUUAGGGCCAAUCUCUCCAGUUCCUGUUGAAUCAGCAAGAUUUAAAGUGCAGUAUUGGGAACCCCAAAGGGUUGUUUUGAUGAAGAGUUAUACAAAACCUGCCAACCAUGACAACAGAUUUUUUUGGCAAACGAUUGUUUUAAACUUUUGUCUAUGCCUUUGAAAUCUUCUUCUGUACUGCAUUUAUGACCAACUUGUGGUGCCAAGAGGUAAAACUUUCGUGUUUUUCGUGAACAGCACUUUCUGAAAGACAAUAAAGACCUAAACGAUGUGGGAGAACCAUAAGGCAAAAUGUGAAAGAAAUCUGUCAGGUUUUAUUUCCUCAAAAUGGAGUGGUAAAACUGUUGAUUUUCUUUCAAAGAACCUCAUGUUACAGUCUCUCUUCCAGAAUACAGCAUGCCUCUUUGAAAUCAUUGUGAAGUGACCCUCGAUGUUCAGCAUGUUAGUGCCCCCAACAGCACAAAAGAUCUUUUGAUUUCAGCAUUAAUGUGUAGCAAUAGGCAACUGAAGUGUUUGACCUGGUUUAAGUCUCAACCUUUUGUGUCGUAGUACGAUCAAACAGUAAAUCUGGGCUUUUCAAAAAUAAUUUCACUCUUCUUUCUUCCUCAUGUUUUGCCAAUAACCUGGUGCUGAAUAAACAUUCUAAAGGUGCUACAACUGUGGACUGCACAUGCCUACUUUUUGGCUCUCUGAAGGCCUCCUGGUUGACUGAGAAAGCCUGCAAACCUCACUACCUUGCAGUCUCAGAAAGCUCCACAGCCAGCACCUCAAAUCCACAAUGUUUACAGCAGAACUAAACUAUCAAUGGUGCCACUAUUUUCUUUUUUGUUUUGCAUAAAAACAACUCUUGCUCUACAAUAUUUGUUCUCCAUAAUAGUUCGAAAUUUUUUUGAUCAUGAUUUGUAAUUUUAUGAGGCUGGCAGAUGAUAAAUACAUGUUUUUAGCUAAGCCACAGAAGCACUCAAGUACUUCUGCCAAAGGGAUUUGGGUUAAAAAAAAGUAUAGAUAGAAUGUGAUUGGUGUGUGUUGUAAAUUUCUGUCCUUUACAUGUCUUUUAUCAGUGUGUAUCUUUUUUGGUUUAUUUUGUUGUAGAAUUGGCUGUAACAUUUUGUUGGACUCAAUAUUCUAAUACGCAACUACAUUGUCUUAUUGGUUGCGGGUUUUUGGAAGUGUAAUGAAAGAUGUUGGGAAAUGUGGCUUUGUUUAUAUUCUCUCGAUUUAUUGAUUGUGUUAGCUUGUUGGUGUAGUUCUCAAAUCUGUUAAGGUAUUCUUCAGGCUAAAUUCGGGCUUUUCCAAAAGUUGGCAUAAUGUAAGAAAUGGAUUUCUGCUACAAAAUGUAGACUCCUUAUCAAAGUGGACUUUUACAGCCUAUGUUGUAAUUGAUCAUAUAAAAGGAAAGAUUUCUUUAUUGUCAAAUAUAACAUGUAAGUCAACAGUUUCAAGGAUUUCUUGUUCUUAAAAAAGGCAAACCUGAUGUCCAGUGUUGUACCUGCUCCCUAUUUUGAGAAUAAUAUGAAUAUUAUUAAUGACAUAUGGUGCUAAAGUUCUUUUUGUAUGUUUUUGGUUUUUAGACAAAAAGAAAAAUAUUAUGCUGAAAAAUGUAAUGUUUAAGCCUUACUGUAGAUUCAUAUAUCAGACUGUUCAUCCCAGAAGAGAAAAUAAAUAUUAAGUAUUUGAAAGUGCAAUAUAA
Molecule: messenger RNA, 6655 nt
Organism: Oryzias latipes (Japanese medaka)
Lineage: Eukaryota; Metazoa; Chordata; Actinopteri; Beloniformes; Adrianichthyidae
Gene: xkr6b
Product: XK, Kell blood group complex subunit-related family, member 6b
Biological process (GO): engulfment of apoptotic cell; apoptotic process involved in development; phosphatidylserine exposure on apoptotic cell surface
Cellular component (GO): plasma membrane
Source: RefSeq, a predicted model, not a curated record